CAUAGUUUACUAGUGCUGCAGGGAGCACAAGUCUUUUCACAUAUUCAUCCUUUCAGACAAAGAAGAAAUGCAAAGGAACUCCAAUGUAUCUAAAUGUGGACUUUGCUCAUUUCUCCUUGCCUAAGCUAGCCAGAUGAACACACACACAACAGCCCACAAGGCCAAGAUAAGGCAUCUGUGCUCCUGCCUUGUCCUGUGCUUGCACUUGGCCUCUGGUGCUGUACCUGGUCCAUGUGUACAUUCUGUGACUGAGGAACAUCUCCUGAUUUUAAGAAAACUGAUUAUAAACCAAGUCCAAAAUGGCUGCUCUAUAACCUAUAGGUUUACCAAACGCCAGAACCUGAGUGAAGUCUGUUACAUUAAAGCAGCAUUCCCUCACAUCCUGGACCUUUUGAACACACACUUCACAUAUGAAAAAGGUUCUGAUAACUAUCGCUACACAAGCUCACUAAAGGACUUGAUCUACAACAUUUAUUCUGAGAAAUGCAUCCCUCCUAUCAACGAAGAACUUGAGGAAAGUCCAGUGCAGUUUGCAAGACUGUACAUAUCUUUGCCCAGGGAGGGUCUACAAAAAGCAGAGGAGGUAUUUCAGAUGUACAAAAGGCUGAUGAGUAAAACUGACAAACCUGUGAACUGGAACUGUGAGGAUGAAUAUGCAAAUAACUUUCCAGAAUCCACCACUGCACUUCACACCCAAACGACAGGUACCCCAGAGUGCCAGUGCUCUUGCCGUCACCCUCUGAAGUCAUUUAUGUUAACCAGAUCUAUUCCAACUGCAUCACCUGCAUCUCCCCACACCAAAUCAGGUGCAUAUAUCUUCAGGAACAAGAAUGAAGGAUCUAGAGCACCUGAACCUGCAGUCAAAGAUGAAGCACCAAACUCAGUUUAGAAUCAGAUUUUUUCAUCAGGUCAUGAUCCUUUUACUGGGCUGUACACUAAAACUGAACUCUUUAUCGAACAACGUUCUGCAAACUUCAUUACUUCCACCACUCCAAAUUUGAUAGAUAACAGCAAUGAUUCUUAUGUAGCUUUGGGAAGUGAGCCACAAUCAGUUGCGUCCUCUCCCACUGCAUCCUCAAGUGAUUUACCAAGCAUGCCAAAAAGAACUCUUCUCCAAUCAGCAACAUCACAGCCCUCUGAAAAAAGAAAUGCACCACUAAAAGGGACCGCUGCAAGGGACCCAGUACUAGGACUUGCCAAGAGGUCUUUAGAUACCAGAGAGCAAGGAAUGCUGUCUGAUUCCUACUCCGAACUGCUCUGGAGUUGGAUUACUGAAACCACAGGAAUUAGGAAGAAUAAGAAGGUCAAACUCUUUGACAUCACACCUGGAGAAACAGAAAACCCUCCUGUUGAAAAUGUUGAACAGAACAGUCCUACACACCUCCAGAUGCAUCGUUACAUGGACAAGUCCAUACCAGGGAAUGUGUUUAUCAUCAACAGCAAGGAAUCAAACUGCAAUGAUUCCAGAUGUCAAAAAGGCACUGAAGACAGGUCAGAUCAGAGAUCCAGAGAUCUUGUAAAGAGACACUCUGGGGGAAAAGAGUUCCAAUGUAUACACCUCUCUAUAUACACAAUGUUCCUGAUUACAUCUGCUUGCUUAUUACUACUGUUCAUCACUGUCCUCUUCUACUGCAAGCAGCAACGGUUUCAAUGAGCCUGUGUCCAUGGAUUCCUGAUUUUGGCUGGCAGGAGUCAAACCCAAUGUGGUCUUCUGCUGUUGUAGCCCAUCCAUCUCAAGGUCGGUGUUUUGUGCAUGUUACAUUUACAUUUAUUCAUUUAGCAGACACUUUUAUCCAAAGUGACUUACAAAUGCGAAAAUACAAGCAAAGAGAUAUAUCAAGCAGAGAACAAUACAAGUAGUGCUACCAUACAAGAUCCACUAAUUGAGUUCCAGAAGAAGCAAAGUGUGUAGAGGUGUAAGUGCCAGAGUAAAAUUGUUUUGUUUUUUUUGUUUUUUUUUAAUGGGUUAUGAGUUGGUUGGGUGUUCACGGAAGAGGUGGGUCUUUAGCUGUUUUUUGAAGAUGGUGAGAGAUUCUGCGGUCCGGAUUGAGGUUGGAAGUUCAUUCCACCACUGAGGAACAGUUAGUUUGAAUGUUCCUGAAAGGGACCUUGAGCCGCGCUGAGUAGGGACUACUAAGCGUCGGUCGUUGAUUGAUCGCAGAUUGCAUGAGGGAACAUAAGCCUUCAGGAGAGAGUUGAGGUAGGAGGGUGCUGUUAAAGACAAGGUCUUGUAGGUGAGCAUCAAGGCCUUGAAUUUGAUGCGGCCAGCUACAGGAAGCAAGUGGAGGGAGAUGAAGAGGGUGUGACAUGGGUUCUCUUGGGAUGGUUGAAGACGAGGCAUGCUGCUGCAUUCUGAAUCAGGAUGAGGACAGAUUAUCUAGGGGUUGCUCUUGCUAGUCGUAAGGCUUAAGUGACGGAAAGCAGAGCAGUCUCCGUGGAGUGAUUGCUCUUGAAGCCAGACUACUUGGUGUCCAGGAGGUUGUUCUGUGUGAGAAAAUUGGAGAGUUGAUUGAAAACAGCUAUUACAAGAGUUUUGGAAAGAAAAGGGAGGAGGGAAACAGGUCUGUAGUUGUCAACGUUGAGACACUUUUCUGCUCACUACAGUUGCAAAGAGUGAUUACUUUCCAUAUGAUUGAUCUGUUUUUUGUUCACAUAAAAUGUGAAAUUACUAAAAAAUGUAAAUUUCAUAUCAUUUGAUAGAGUGUAUAUAUUUUAUUAAUAAGCACUUUUCAAAGAGAAUCAAAUAUUUGCUUGUCCAAAUAUGUAAAAAAAAAUUUUUUUUUAAAAUGUCUGGGUUACGCAUGUAACCCUGUUCCCUGAGAAGGAAAUGAGACAUUGUGUGAGCUCCACAUUGUGGGAAGCGCCCUCGCGUGUGACCGAUAUCUGAAGCUUGUGUAACAUCAUGCUUAUUUAUAGGCCUGCUGUGAUCAGGUGACAUGGCAAUUAAGCAUGUCACGUGAAAUAAAAAUGGCACCUGUGAACCAUGCCAUCAGCCUCUAUUAUGUUAAGCGAAGACGCAAUUCACAGGCAUGCCCCAGUAUGACAAAGCCACAUAACGUCUCGUUCCCUUCUCAGGGAACAGGGCUACGUGCAUAACCCAGAUGUUCCCUUUCAAAGGGAACAACAUUGCGUGAGCUCCACGCUGUGGGAACGACAAUACCCACUAAGUCAUACUGAGGGUAUGGCCUGUAUAAAAAGAUCCGUGCCCGAGGGUCACUGCAAGACACUCAACCCUGGUGUGGACUGUAUUUCCAGGCUGUAAUAUUGAAUGAAUGUGUGUGCGUAGACCACCACGCAGCAGCACACACAUCCUGUAAGGGUACCCCUUUGGAAAAAGCCUUUGAGGAGGCGACCCCUCUAGUGGAAUGAGCCCUUAUACCCAGAAGCGUAGCGAGACCACGCGCCUCAUACGUGAUAGAGAUUGCUCCCACUAUCCAAUUAGAGAUGCAUUGCUUCGACACAACAUCACCUCUACUGUCGCCGCCAAAGCAGACCACUAGCUGGUCCGACUUACGCCACUGGCCGGAGCAGUGGACGUCAGUAUAGAGAGCCCUUACUGAACACAGUAGGUGCAAUUUCUCUUGUUCUGGUGUGAGUAACAGAGGAGGGCAGAAAGCCUGCAACACUACUGGCUGGCUUGCAGAUGUAGGCACUUUAGGAAUAUAAUCCACCCUAGGAUAUAGGAAUGCCUUUGCUAAUCCAGGGGUAAAGUCAAGGCAGGAAGGGGCAACAGAGAGAGCUUGUAGAUCUCCUACUCGCUUGAGAGAUGUCAGGGCCAGCAGAAAAGCUACCUUUAGAGUCAGAAGCUUCUCUGAGGCUGACUCUAAGGGCUCAAAUGGGGCACCUGACAAACUUUCCAGGACCACAGAAAGGCCCCAGGAAGGUACACAGCAAAAUCGCCAUUGUUGAUUUAACACCCACAGCAUUGAAUUUACACCCUACAGUGUUUAUAUAAGUCCACUGAACUCAAAUAACUCUCUGGGUGUUAAUUCAACACUAGGGAUUUUACUGUGUAUGCAUAGUCUGCAGAUGGGCCUCAGCCACCUGACACCAUGCAUAAACCUCAAUGUUAGAGGAUGUUGCCCCACAGAGGCUCCAUCAAUAGGGGUGUGGCUGGCCAAAAUGGUGGCCACAUAGACCCUAAUGUAGAAGGAGCCAACCCUGCUGAGAAAUGUCCUUGUAAGAACUCCAGCACUGUAGCUAUUGAGUAGUUCAGUGGGUCGAGCUGACGUUCCUCACACCACAAGAAGUUGCCACUUGAAUGCAUACAAUUUCUUUGUGGAUGGUGCUCUAGCAUUCAACAUGGUCUUUACCAAAAUCUAUGAACUGGUGCCCACAGUUUCCAUAGUUCUGGCCGAGGGUAAUAAAUCAGCCCCCUGCUUUGAAACAAUAGAUCCCUGGGGAUGGGAAUCUCCCAAGGAGUGCCAUCCAGCAGGGAUAUUAUCUCUGAGAACCAUAUUCGAGCUGGCUAAUAAGAUGCUAUUAGCAGCAGACAUAGACAGUCUUGGCGAACUCUCACGAGAACUUGUGGGAGCAAAGCGACUUGGAAAAAGGUAUAGAUGUAACCUCGACCACAUGUACACCAUGGCGUCCAGCCCCAAUGUUGUGGCAGGGGUGAGGGAAAACCACAGCAGACAGUGUGUUGUCUCCUCGGAGGCGAACACAUCUACUUCUGCUUGGCCGAACCUCCGCCAUAUGGACUCCAUCACUUGUGGAUGGAGCCACCAAUCCCUGGGCCUCAGCCCCUGCCUCAACAGGAUGUCUGCCCCCACAUUCCAGUUGCCCAGAAUGUACAUAGAACUCACUGACAAAAACUUUCCCUCUGCCCAGAGAAAAAUUAGUUGCACCUGCCUCAGCAGAGGGUGCGAACAUAGUCCUCCCUGGUGGUUGAUAUAUGAGCCCACUGUUGUGUUGUCUGUCACACCUAACACAUGGUGACCUCUCAAUUGAGGAAGAAAGAAUUUCAGUGCUAGAAACAUGGCAUUUGUAGGUGAUUUAUAUGCCACUCCAGAUGAGGGCCGUUCCAGAGACCGUGCCCCAACCUGUGAGGGAGGUGUCUGUCAUUACCAUCUUGCGAUAAGGAGACACCCUUAGAGUGUGACCCGAGGCUAGAAACCGGGGACACCUCCAAAUUCUCAGAGCACGUAGGCAUCGCCAAGUGACACUGAUUAAUCUCAGACAAAACCCUGACUUUUCAGCCACCACUGAAACAGUCUCCUGUGCAAUAGACCCAAUGGUAUGACACUGACUGCUGCUGCCAUAAGCCCCAGCAGUCUCUCGUAGAGACUGGAGGGGAUACAGAGAUCCAGCUUUGUCUUGCUCAAUGUUGAUAGGAUUGACCCUACGCAUGUUGGGGAUAGAAAUGCUCUGAUCAUAGUAAAAUCCUUAUAGCCUCUAGAAAAGUUGUCCUCUGCACUGGAGAAAACAUACUUUUCUUGAGGUUCAACCUGAGCCCCAAGCUCUUCAUGUGGGUGAGAACAACAUCUCGAUGUUGAAUCACCAGUUCCCUGGAUCACGCUAGAAUUAACCAGUCAUCCAGCUAGUUUAGUAUAUGGAAACCCUGUAGUCGCAAUGCAACCAGAAUGACAUCCAUGCACUUUGUGAAGGUGCGAGGGAAUAAAGCUAGCCUGAAGGGAAGAACCUGAUAUUGUUAUGCAUUGCCUCCAAACGCAAACCUCAGGAACUUCCUGUGCCUGGGCAAUAUCUCUAUGUGGAAAUAUGCAUCUUUUAUCAUCACAAUCCAGUCCUCAAACUGAAUUUGUGGAACAAUAAGUUUGAGCGUCAGUAUCUUGAAUCUAUAUGUCCCCAGAGUACAGUUCAGAUGACUCAGAUCUAAAAUUGGCCACAUACUCCCAUCUUUUUUGGGGAACAGGAAAUAAUGGCUGUAAAAACCUCCCUCCCUCAGGGAACAGGGUACAUGUUCAAUGGCCCCUUUGUCCAAUAGGGAUCUUACUUCUUGCUCUAACAUCAGGCUCUGCUCUGUGCUGACUACUGUGAUGAACACACCUCUGAACCGGGGGGUCGAGCUCUGAACUGGACGUGAUAACCUUUUUCUACAGUCGCCAGAACCCAUGGAGACACAUUCGGCAGUAGUUUUGAUGCUGCCAGAUGGUCUUUUAGUGACGUUAACUUUUCUAUGGGAGGGAAUAGAAAGAUUUUUGUUGCCCCAUGACAGCUCAAUGACCAGAGAACACUGAAAACUUGGGACAGCCUUGGCUAGGGGAGGCCCUACAGUAGUACUAGGGGCUAAUUGCCCAAACAACAUCAUGUCCCCUGAUAUGACCCUCCAUGUCCCCUCAGGACCGCUCCUCCUUUGCUUGGCCUUUAUGACCAUUCUCAGAUCAGGCCUAGUAGCGACUGUCGCUGCCCAGUUCCCCUGGCUGUUUGCAGGGGGAGGCGGGCUGCCACACUCGCCUUCUGUGCCUCCCUUGCACUAGCAGAUGCCUGGGUGAACUCACUGAACUGGCUGAAUGCUGCAGUAUGUCGAGCUCACUCAGAGGGUUUGCUUCGUAGGCCUGCAACACUACCAUUGUAUCCAGUGACCCACAAACAAGACCCACUACCAUAAAGGCCUUGCCCACUCAGAAUAAUCCAACAUCACAGGAUUAUAAAUACAGUUUAUGUAUGGUUUUCCCCAGAAGCAUGAUAUUUUGUCAUGCACUUCUAGAACAAAGGAGAGUUUUCUGCACUGUGAGGGAGAUUUAUUUUCAGUGGGAAGAAAAAAACUCUAUCAGCCUUUGUAAUUACUUCAAGCAGCUCUUUAAGUGCUUGAGAGCUGCUUUCAGUUUUUAGCACACCUUCUGGCUCCUCACAGUCAGAGAGGAUUUUUUGUGGCUUUCCGGUGGAUUUUGGCUCCUUUUCCAGAUCCAUAUGUGAUCCCCUGAGCUGACCUGAGCUGGGUACCUGCCUCAGCAGUGGCUGGCCCAGAUCCGUGAGGCUCUGAAACCCAACUCCCUUAGGCCGCGAAGAGAGUGAACUGCAGCAGAGCUGCCUGAUUGUAAGGCAUUCACAAUGCGCACAGUCAGACCUCUCAUGGGCUGCUCUGGCAUGCUCCACCACUAGACACUUCACACAGAAAGUGUGUCCGUUUGUCCCCGUGAUGAAAUGGGAGCAAGUCAUAACACACUUCCUGAAUUCUCUCUCAUGCUCUCUUUUUUUUAAAGGGACAGAAAAGUAAAGAGUUUUUUUUUAAAAGAUAGAGAGGAAAUUUAGAAUUUUUCCGCGUGUUAAAUGAACGACCAACAUGCAGUCUCGCUGAAGAUAAUAAGGCUGAUGGUGUGGUUCACAGGUGCCAUUUUUAUUUCACAUGACAUGCUUAAUUGCCAUGUCACCUGAUCAUGGCAGGCCUAUAAAUAGGCAUGAUGUUACACAAGCUUCAGAUACUGGUCACGCACGAGGGUGCCUCCCACAGCGUGGAGCUCACACAAUGUUGUGUUCUCUUUGAAAGGGAAACAGUUUCCAUAGGGUGUACUUAUUUUUUCACAUGACUGUAUAUUUUGAGUGAACAGAUCUCACAUAUGAUCUAACAUGGGUGUACACUGGAUUUUACAUGUGUAAUUUCAGGGUAUACCUUUGAAAUACUUUAAAGAAAAUGGCAGGUGAUUGGAGAUCAUUCUUAGUUGGACUGAUCACAUUUACACCUGGAAAAUUCAUGUAUCUUGUACAGUAUCUGGACUGUGUAUUGAUGAAAGUUUUAACCACACUCAUUUUUAUUUGUAGCAAAUAAUGGUCUCUGGUUAGAUUUAUUGAAAUCUGCAGUGUAUGUAAUAUGCAAAUUAUGUUGAAUACAUGGCCACCAAAUUCCUGUAUUUAUUGUUAUUCUUUAUGUAAAGUAAAAUACAUAAAUUUCCUUAAAGAUGUCAUGUUUGCCAGUUAUAAACCAUGUGCCACAAUGUAUUGGGAGGGGUUUUGUUCAUACUUAGCAAAAAAAAAAAAAAGUCAUCUCACAUUCAACUGCUUUUCUUUCCAGCAAAUUUCUUAACAUGUGUAAAUGUUUAAAUUAACAUAAGAAGAUUCAACAACUGAGACAUGAUACAUGUGACGAACAGAAUGGAAUAAUAAGUCCCUGAACAAAGGGGGGGGGGGGGGGGGGGGUCAAUAUCAAAAGGACCAGUCAGUAUCUGGUGGCCGCCAGUUGCUUUAGGUACUACAGCGCAUUUCAUCCUCAUGGACUGCAUGGAAUUUGUCAGUUCUUGCUGUGAGAUGUUACCUCACUCUUCCAACAAGGCAUUUGUAAGUUCUCGAUCACAUCUGUGGGGACACAUGGUCACAAGUAAUUUUCCACUGCAAGGACGAUCAGCUGUCUUUUCUGUCUCCCUGUAGCACUGUCUUAAGCAUCUUACAUUACAGACAUUACAGUUUAUUGUUCUGGCCACAUCUGCAGUCCUCAUGCCUCCCUGCAGCAGGCCUAUGGCAUGUUCAUGUGGCUGCGCAGGCACCCUAGCCAUCUUUCUUCUGGUGUUUUUCAGAGUCAGUAGAACGGUCUCUUUAGUGUCCUAAGUUAUUAUAAAUGUGACCUUAAUUGCCUAUCAUCUGUAAACUGUUAGUGUCUUGAGGACUGUUCCAUAGGAGUAUGUGCAAUAAUUGUUUAUGUUUCAUUGAACAAGCAUAAAAAAUGUUGUUUAAACCCUUUCCAAUAAAGAUCUGUAAAGUUUAUUUGGAUUUUACAAAAUUAUGUUUAAAAUACAGUCUCCUUAAAAAGGGAUGUUUCUUUUUUGCUGAAUAUAUAUGGCUUUGAGAGACGGAGUCAUUUACACUUGCUGUUGAAGUAGUUUGAUAUUUAAAAAAAAUAUCUGCAAAUUAUUUGAAAAACAUCAUUCCACUGUAGGGAAAAUAAUCUACAAAUGGCGCAGAUUUCAAACACCUGCCAAUUUGUCCAGGACUGGCCGUCACAGUUAAUUCAGCUCAACAGCAGACCGUCUGAUGCGAAAAGAAGACCCCAAAAAUGCCCAAAUGUCAUCACAGAAUAUGCAAGUAAGUCUUGCAACUGCUGGUGUCAAAGUGCACGCAUCUACAAUCAUAGAGAGAUUGCAGAAAUUUGACCUACAUGGAAGGCGUGCCAGGAAAAAGCCUUUGCAAGACCACAGUUUGCCAAUGAGCAUAUAGGCAAUGACUACGCCUUUUCGAAUAAUGUGCUCUGGACAGACGACUCAAAGAUAGAGUUUAGAGUUGUGUGGCCACAGUGACGGCAGACAUGUUUGGCGGUGAGCAAAGACAGCUCUUCAGUAGAAGCGCCUCAUGCCAUGAAAUGUUCUGGUUUGGCAUUGCUUUGCUGCCUCAGGGACUAAACAGCGUGCAUUCAUUGAUUCAACUAUGAAUUCUGCAUCAUAUCAAAGAAUGCUUGAAGAUAAUGUGAAGCCAUCUGUCCAAAAGUGGACCUUCCAAUAGGAUAAUGAUCCUAACACACUAAAAAAUCCACCAAGGAAUGACUCAGAAAGAAGGACCGGAGGGUUAUUGAAUGGCCUAGGCAAAACUCAGCUUUGAAUCCCAAUUAAAUGUUGUGAGGGGAUUUGAAAUGGGCAGUACAUGCAAGAAAACCCUCAAACAUCUUGCAACUGAAAGAAUAUUGCAUUGAGAGAAUGGUCAAAAAUUCCAGCAAGCCUGGUGGACAGUUAUGCAAAAUGCCUACAUGAAGUUAUUUCUGCUAAAGGGGGCAAUACAAACUUCUGAGGCCAAGGGUGUACUUACUAUUCCAAAGUAUAAUUGAUAUUUCUGUUGAAUAAAGGAUUGAAAAAGCUAA
Molecule: messenger RNA, 9739 nt
Organism: Ictalurus punctatus (channel catfish)
Lineage: Eukaryota; Metazoa; Chordata; Actinopteri; Siluriformes; Ictaluridae
Gene: csf1a
Product: colony stimulating factor 1a (macrophage)
Exons: 9
Coding region: 134-889 (251 amino acids)
Cellular component (GO): membrane
Molecular function (GO): growth factor activity; cytokine activity
Source: RefSeq, a predicted model, not a curated record